Messenger RNA from Diabrotica balteata, 1443 nucleotides. Lineage: Eukaryota; Metazoa; Arthropoda; Insecta; Coleoptera; Chrysomelidae. The record is from the annotation of a GenBank genome assembly.
AUGACAGUGUCAAUCUUACCCCUGGACCAAAAGUGUCACCUACAGAAUGAUCUUUGUGGUUUCAGAUGCCCCGUUCCAAGAAACCCAGGCGCCCUGAUGCCCGAAGUUAUAAGAAAUAUGAUGAGUGAAGAAAUGAAGAAAGCAGUUGAAGAAGUGAAAAAUGGCGAAAGUUGUAAAAGAUCGGCAGAACGUCAUGAUAUUAAUAGAACAACGUUAUUAAAUCAUGUGAAGGGAAUAAAAUGCAAGAAUGUUGGUAGACCAACAGUUCUUACACAUCAAGAGGAAGAGCUUUUGGUUCAUUCAUUGCAAAAACUUCACCUAAAAGUAUGUUGCUUAGAAUCAACGUUGACACUAAGUGAUAAUGAAAUAUGGAUAUCCUUCCUCUUACGUUUUAUGGAAAAAAAAGCGAGCUAUGUAGUUCCUGUUAGAGCAGAUGUAUCAGAUGCAGAAAGUGUAUCCGAUGAUGAGGAUGUCGAAGAUGCCUUCGCGACCUACAAAACGUACACGGACAACAAGCAAACCAUCCAUGACCUUAAGCUACGAACUACAAACACACCACACCCGACAAACAGGACCAUCAAAACAACACAAGACAUACAAACGCCAGACACGGAAGUACUACAAAGUACUACAAUAGGCAUUUUCAUUAAAAACAUGCAAAACCAAAUUCGCCUUAACAAAAAACUCAUCACCACAGACAACAUCAACGCUGUGGAGGCGAGGGCACUAGCCACCAGUAUAAAACACAUUAAACAUAACAUAAGAGACUACGCAAAUAGAAAUAUUAUCUUCUAUACCGACUCUGCCUCAGUUUUAGCUCAGCUAGAAAACGGUGCUUGUAGAAACAAAAUAAUAAAUUGUGCUAAAAAAGACCUAGAAAACAUCAAAAUAUUCAACAUCAAUUACAACAUCAUAAAAAUUAACAGGUGCAAUCAAAACCACAUAAUUGCUCACAACCUAGCAAAAGAAGCACACACCAACCCACAAGAAGUAAUAACCAUUACAACAAAACAAGACAUCGAUAAACUUAAAAAAGAAACAAAAAUUAUCUUAUGGCAGCAAAACUGGGACAGAGACGCGAAAGGAAGGAAAACAGACAACAUUAUGCCUACAGUGAGACUGGCCGAGCCCGUGUACACGUGGAAGGCGGUACAACUACUUACAGGACAUGGGCACAUGCAGGACUACUACCGCAGGUUCAAUCUUCGGGAUACAAAUGGUAACUGCGACCAAUGCAACGUACCCGAAGACCAACAUCAUAUCAUAAAUACCUGCAUGUUAAGCCAACGAAUAACAGCCAGACAAACCUUAACACAAAAACUAAGACAGAAACAAAGGACAUACCCACCGACAAACGUAGACAUAACGGACAAGACAUUAACAACAUGGAUAAAUGAAUGGGCAGAAAACAUGAUCUUGGACGACGACGCCCAAGAUACAUGA